AUGAAGCGCGACGGUGCCGGACGCGGCAACUGGGGGCGAGCCGACGAGGUGCCGCAAACGGGCGAUCAGGAGGAGACGGGCGAGGAAGGCGAGGUCAAGCAGGCCAACGGAACGGCGGAGGGAGAGGCGGCUGCUGCUGAGGGCGAUGCUGCUGCGGGAGAGGCUGCCGCUGAGGCCGCCCCUGCUGAGGAGGAGGACAAGGAGAUGACCCUGGAGGAGUACGAGAAGGUGCGCGAGGAGAAGCGCAAGGCGCUGGCGGCGAGCCGCACGGCGGAGGCGCGCAAGGUGGAGGUUGACCCGGAGAUGGCGGCCAUGGCGGUGCACAAGAAGAAGGACGUCGAUGAGGACGCUGUCUUCGUCAAACUCGCCGCUGACAAGGCUGUGAAGAAGCGGGAGAAGACAGACGACGAAGACAGGCCCAAGACUGUCAACAUUAACGAUUUCCUCAAGCCAACAGACGGCAGCACCUUCAACCCCCGGCGCUCAGGCGGCCGUGGUGGAGGCAGGGGGCGUGGUGGGGGCCGUGGGGGACGCGGAGGGCAGCAGCAGCAGCAGCAGCAGCAGCAGCAGCAGCAAGCAGUCGAGAUAGCGGAUCAGACUCAGUUUCCCUCGCUGGGGGCUGCUUGA
This is a messenger RNA of Closterium sp. NIES-65, 627 nucleotides long. NCBI's taxonomy places the organism in Eukaryota, Viridiplantae, Streptophyta, Zygnematophyceae, Desmidiales, Closteriaceae. The record is from the annotation of a GenBank genome assembly.